Molecule: messenger RNA, 2123 nt
Organism: Callorhinchus milii (elephant shark)
Lineage: Eukaryota; Metazoa; Chordata; Chondrichthyes; Chimaeriformes; Callorhinchidae
Gene: ccdc12
Product: coiled-coil domain containing 12
Exons: 17
Coding region: 1-1749 (582 amino acids)
Biological process (GO): intracellular protein localization
Cellular component (GO): cytosol; membrane
Molecular function (GO): protein kinase binding
Source: RefSeq, a predicted model, not a curated record
AUGGCGGGGCGCGGCGCCGGGAUGCUGCAGGAGGAGGCGCUGAAGCGGAAAGAGCGGCUGCGGGCUCUGAGGGAGCGGCACGGCCAGAACCGGACUGAGGAUGCAGGAGAACCAGCGAGGAAACAGCUGAUACAGGAGCCUGCGGAAGUCGAGGGCAAACACAGGGACCUGAAGCUGAGGAACUAUGUGCCUGAGGACGUGGAGCUGAAGGAGCGGCAGGUCCCCAAAGCCAGGCCUGUGCCAGUGGAGGAGAAGGUGAAGGAGCAGCUGGAAGCAGCCAAACCGAACUCCAUCAUUGAGGAAGUGGAUUUGGCAAAUCUUGCUCCGAGGAAGCCUGACUGGGAUCUGAAACGGGACGUGGCCAAGAAGCUGGAAAAGCUGGAGAAGAGGACGGAGCGCGCCAUCGCUGAGCUAAUCCGCGCGGUGGACCUGGAUGCCAUCGCAGAUGAGACGGAGAGGAAAGCGCUGGAGGGAAUCAUCAGUAACUUCGGGCAGACUCCAUGUCAGCUCCUGAAGGAGGCACACCCCACGAGGCUGACCAUGGAGAACGCUGCCCGACGCCGCGCUCGCUUCGACACCUACACCCUGGACGUCUUCGAGCACCUCGGCCAUCUCAAGUCCUUCUUCGUGGAGGGAAUCAGUGAUGACAUUCCUCUGGUCCAGGCUGUUGUUCCCAAGAAUCAGGCUCAUUCGUUCAUCACACAGGGAUACCCCGACCUGCUGGUCACAGUGAGUGUGAACGGGCUGAUCGGAGCCCAUGGCUGGCUGCCCUACGACAAGAACAUCUCCAACUACUUCACCUUUACACGGGACCCCACCUCGGCCAGCGUCAAGACACAGCGGAUCCUCUCAGGCCCCUUCGCUCCCGGGGCUGAGCUGUCAGCCCGGACACUGGUCGUGUCUCACGAUGGCAAACUCCUGUUCAGCGGCGGCCACUGGGACAACAGUGUGCAGGUCACCUCCCUGAGCAAAGGCAAAGUGACCGGACAUGUCACCAGGCACAUCGAUAUCGUGACCUGCCUCGCACUGGACCUUUGUGAUAUCUACCUCAUCUCUGGCUCCCGAGACACCACCUGUAUGGUCUGGCAGAUCAUUCAACAGGGGGGGUUUGCCUAUGGUCUGGCGCCCAAACCUUUCCAGGUUCUGUACGGACACGACGAUGAGGUCACCUGUGUGGCCAUCAGCACAGAGUUGGAUAUGGCUGUGUCGGGGUCAAAGGACGGGACGGUUAUCGUUCACACGGUUCGGCGCGGGCAGUUUACACGGUCGUUCCGCCCUCCCUGCGAGAGCUCCCUCCCUGUAACCAUCAGCAACCUGGCCGUGGGGCUGGAGGGCCAGAUAGUCAUCCACAGCACCAUCGAGAGCCGUGCAAAGGAUAACAUCUUCCUGCACCUGUACUCGGUGAACGGCAAGCUCCUGGCCUCAGAAACGCUGGGGGAGCCCAUCACCGCCAUGUGCCUCGCUCGCGACCAUGUUGUCCUGGGCACAGAGUGCUGCUCUCUCCACGUCCGGCACCUACGCAGUUUGAAGAGUGCGAUGGAGCCGCUGAUGAUGAGAGUUCCAAUUCAUUGUGUGUCGGUCACUAAAGACAACAGCCACAUCCUGGUGGGACUGGAUGAUGGAAAACUGAUUGUAGUUGGACCAGGACAACCCUCUGAGAUGAGGACAGGGCAGUUCACGAGGCGAUUGUGGAGCUCGACCCGACGGCUUUCCCGGCUCUCGUCCAGAGAGACCGAGUAUAAGAAGUAGAUCGGGGCAGAGCGUCCCAGAUUGGAACCAUCUCUCUCUCUCCCUCCCUCGCUCGCUCGCUCUCUUGCUCGCUGAUCUGUAACAAUCGGCUAUGGUUAUUUAUUUGGAGAGAGGAGAGGAGGAAGGGAAAGGCACGAUGAUGGGGAGGUGUGACGCUGCUCUAUGCCCCCCACCCCCCCCCCCCAGUUCGGGAUGUCCUCUCAGCCAGUGUGGGGAUCUGACCCCGGCAGUGGGCAGCACGUUUACAAGGACUUUGAGAUUUUCCUGGUGGAUUUUUCUGCUGAUUCUAGAGGGAAAAAAAACUGCUUUCCUGAGAAGACCAUAAGACUUUUCAUAGAAUCUUACAGCACAGAAGGAGGCCAUUCGGCCCAUUG